AUGGUCCACGCCGAGUCGUCAACCGCUGCGGCCCGCAAUGGCCUUCAAGCUACCACAGCUGGGGCUCCUCCAGACUACGAACUGCCCUGGGUAGAGAAAUACCGUCCCAUCUUUCUAGACGAUAUAGUCGGAAACACCGAAACGGUAGAGCGGCUCAAAAUCAUUGCAAAGGAUGGAAACAUGCCUCAUGUUAUUAUCUCGGGCAUGCCGGGUAUUGGAAAGACAACGUCGAUUCUGUGUCUGGCGAGACAGUUGCUGGGUGAUUCAUAUAAAGAGGCUGUUUUGGAGCUGAAUGCGAGUGAUGAACGAGGUAUUGAUGUCGUUCGUAACCGGAUUAAGGGAUUCGCACAGAAAAAGGUCACGUUGCCGCCAGGGCGCCAUAAGCUUGUCAUUCUUGACGAAGCAGACAGUAUGACUCCCGGUGCUCAACAAGCGCUACGCCGCACAAUGGAAAUAUACUCAACCACAACCCGUUUUGCCUUUGCCUGCAACCAGUCGAAUAAGAUCAUUGAGCCACUGCAAUCCCGAUGUGCCAUUCUCCGCUACUCUCGUCUCACGGACGGCCAAGUUGUAAAGCGAAUUACGCAGAUAUGUGAGGCGGAAAAGGUGGAAUUCUCCGAAGAUGGCAUCGCGGCGCUUGUCUUCAGCGCCGAAGGUGACAUGCGUCAGGCCAUCAACAAUUUGCAGAGCACAUGGGCCGGUUUUGGGUUUGUGAGUGGUGACAACGUCUUUCGCGUUGUUGAUAGCCCGCAUCCGAUCAAGGUGCAGGCUAUGAUUAAGGCUUGCUGGGAGGGGAAAGUGGAUUCUGCCCUUGACAUUCUGAAUGAGUUAUGGACAUUGGGCUACUCCUCGCAUGAUAUUAUCAGCACCAUGUUCCGUGUCACCAAGACUAUCCAAACGCUGUCGGAACACUCCAAGCUUGAGUUUAUCAAGGAGAUUGGCUUCACCCAUAUGCGCAUUCUAGAUGGUGUUGGAACUCUGCUGCAGUUGAGUGGCUGUGUAGCCAAGCUGUGUAAGAUCAAUAUGAAGCCGGAACUGUUUGUGCCGCCUCGUAAUUGA
This is a messenger RNA of Talaromyces atroroseus, 1059 nucleotides long. RefSeq names its product Replication factor C subunit 4. The coding region runs from base 1 to 1059 and encodes 352 amino acids. The transcript is spliced from 5 exons. NCBI's taxonomy places the organism in Eukaryota, Fungi, Ascomycota, Eurotiomycetes, Eurotiales, Trichocomaceae. Gene Ontology annotation, molecular function: DNA clamp loader activity; DNA binding; ATP hydrolysis activity. Gene Ontology annotation, biological process: DNA repair; DNA-templated DNA replication. The record is from RefSeq and is a predicted model, not a curated record. Gene Ontology annotation, cellular component: nucleus; Rad17 RFC-like complex; Ctf18 RFC-like complex.